AUGAACUCUAUUUCUAGGUCCAUUAAAGGUAUGGCCAUUUCCAAGUGUGGCUGGACUCUCAUUGCUGUUGUGGUGAUAAUCUGUAUUUUGCAAACACAGAAGGUGACUCAGAUCCUCAGCCUGGUUUCACCGGUACCAAUAGAAGAUGAAGACGUUCUACCUCACACAAGACAUAAGAGAGAGGAUCCGUCCUCACUGACGGAGUACGAUGUGGAUGUGGAGCUAAAUCUGACAGACUUGGAAACAGUGGGCAAUCUACGCACGUUACUGCAGAACGGAAACUUCUCUCUCACCCUCGGCCCGUCUAUCAAUCUAACACACAUUGAAAUCACCACCGUGUGUUCUCAAAAUGGCUCCGAUUUCCAAUGCAGAUGUGAAGAUCAGUUUGUGUGGUCAUAUAACAGCUGUGUGACGUAUGGCGCUUGUGAUGAAAUAGUUGACGAAGCCUGUACUUGUUUAAACAAUAUUCCCUCGGAUGGAUUGUACUGUCAACCAAAACAAGACCCCCACGAGACAGUAUUUGAAUAUGAGAUUGUCAUAGAAGUAAACACUAUGGACUUAGCUCAACUGAGAGAGAGUCUGCAAGCGAUCACUGUGCCUGUUCAAAUCAACUCACAAGUCAACAUGUCCAAAAUUAAAAUGACAACAGUUUGCAGUCCAAGUGCUGCUGGUGUCCACUGCAGCUGUGAGAUGGGCUACGUCUGGCCCUGUGACAAAUGCGAGGUGUAUGGAAAAUGUGAAAAUGAUACAAGUAGCUCAUGUAACUGUAUUAAUGCCAUUCCUGAAGAUGGACAGAUCUGUCAGUCUGUACAGGGUCAGAACAACACGCAGUGCACAAUCCCCACUCCUACUCCUGAAACAGACCCCCACGAGACAGUAUUUGAAUAUGAGAUUGUCAUAGAAGUAAACACUAUGGACUUAGCUCAACUGAGAGAGAGUCUGCAAGCGAUCACUGUGCCUGUUCAAAUCAACUCACAAGUCAACAUUUCCGAAAUUAAAAUGACAACAGUUUGCAGUCCAAGUGCUGCUGGUGUCCACUGCAGCUGUGAGAUGGGCUACGUCUGGCCCUGUGACAAAUGCGAGGUGUAUGGAAAAUGUGAAAAUGAUACAACUAGCUCAUGUAACUGUAUUAAUGCCAUUCCUGAAGAUGGACAGAUCUGUCAGUCUGUAAAGGGUCAGAACAACACCCAGUGCACAAUCCCCACUCCUACUCCUGAAACAGAUUUCACAGUCUGUCCAUCGACCACACCUGUACCAACUUCAGAAGUCACAAGCCUGAAACCAACAACAGAAACCAAUGUAACCACAUUAUUGCCUGUAACUAACACUACAGAUAAUCCAACUACAGAGAUGAACUCUUCAGCGACAACUGUCCCCACCACUGCGGUCACCACCCCUAUCUUUCUUUAUAGAUACAACAUUUAUUUUGAGUUCAACACCACAAAUUCAUCAGUGAUGAAUCGACUGAGAAUUGUUCUGAGAAACGUCUCGUCCCACAUCAGUGCCAAUGGCAUUCACAUCAACAGUGUUGAUGUUUCUACAGUAUGCAGUCCAAACAACAGCAGUUACCAGUGCACAUGUGAGGAAAAGUACCGUUGGCCAUGUGACCUAUGUUUGACCCAUGGGUCAUGUGACAACAUCUCCAACGACACUUGUGGAUGUAUACAUGGUCUUCCUCCUGAUGGACAGUACUGCCAGCCUCUAGACAGCACUAAUUUCACAGUCUGUCCAUCGACCACACCUGUACCAACUUCAGAAGUCACAAGCCUGAAACCAACAACAGAAACCAAUGUAACCACAUUAUUGCCUGUAACUAACACUACAGAUAAUCCAACUACAGAGAUGAACUCUUCAGCGACAACUGUCCCCACCACUGCGGUCACCAGUAAGUAA
This is a messenger RNA of Knipowitschia caucasica, 1893 nucleotides long. The record is from the annotation of a GenBank genome assembly. Lineage: Eukaryota; Metazoa; Chordata; Actinopteri; Gobiiformes; Gobiidae.